AUGGCCUCUACGCUUGAUGCUGCGCAGCAGGAGGCCGGGAGCCAGGGCCAGCCCAUGAGCAAGGAGGCCGUGAUGCAAGGCAGCGUAAGCUGGUCGAAGCGCCGAAACGGGAGUGGUGACCGCCCCGAGGCGCAGGCGCCGGCGGAGGAGAAGGAGUCUGGUGGAAAAGCUGCCGCCUCCUGCCCGGAUCCCGCACAGAUCAUGGACUGGUCGACGGAUGUCUCGCAGCGGCAGCGCCGCGAGCGUGGCGAGCAGCAGCGACGGAGAAAGCGCCACGAGCACUGCAAGUGCUCACAUCAUGGCGCAGUACCUGAGCCCUGCCCGCAAGGUUUGUAG
Molecule: messenger RNA, 336 nt
Organism: Symbiodinium natans
Lineage: Eukaryota; Dinophyceae; Suessiales; Symbiodiniaceae
Source: the annotation of a GenBank genome assembly